Messenger RNA from Coffea eugenioides, 1158 nucleotides. Its product is annotated as receptor-like protein EIX1. The record is from RefSeq and is a predicted model, not a curated record. The transcript has a single exon. Gene Ontology annotation, molecular function: protein binding. Bases 1 to 1158 code for a protein of 385 amino acids. NCBI's taxonomy places the organism in Eukaryota, Viridiplantae, Streptophyta, Magnoliopsida, Gentianales, Rubiaceae.
AUGAUGGAAGGCAUUGUGACUCAGAGUCAAUUUGAGAAUCUCACCAACUUAAGGUACUUGAAGGCGCCUGGAAAUUCCUUGACUUUAGAAGUAGAUCCCAGUUGGGUUUCUCUGGCCCAGUUUUUAUGUCUUGAUUUGAGUUCUUGGAAAUUAGGUCCUCAGUUUCCCAAUUGGCUCCGUUUACAAAAGAAGAUAAAUUAUCUGGAUUUAUCCUCUACUGGAAUCUCAGGUGCUAUUCCUCCGUGGCUUUGGAACAUGAGUACAGCAUUUGAUUACUUGGACCUUUCCCAUAACCAGCUAAGUGGUGGUAUUUCAAAUAUUUGCUGUAUAAAUAAAGUGCACCUGAGCUCAAACCAAUUCACUGGCCCAUUACCUUCUACAACUCCUGAUCGCAUGUUUACUUUAGACCUCUCCAAUAAUUCCAUUUCUGGAGGUCUCUCUCACUUCCAGUGUCAUGGAGUUCGCCCAAAUGGAAAAAGUACGAUAGAGGUUCUUGAUCUUGGAGAAAAUCUUCUUUCGGGUAAAAUUCCUGAUUGUUGGAUGAAUUGGACAGUUCUAGGCUUCAUUAGUUUGUCAAACAAUAAUCUAAGUGGAAGUAUCCCAAUGUCCAUCGGAUAUUUGAGUACUCUGCUCUCUUUGCACUUGGGCAACAACAAUCUCUCUGGUGGUAUUCCUUCUUCCCUGGAUAAUUGUACAGAACUAAUUACAAUUGACGUUGCAGGAAACAAAUUAGGUGGGAAGUUACCAACUUGGCUUGGUCCUAGUCUUUCCAAAUUGAGGAUUCUCAUCCUGCGCUCUAACAAGUUUCAUGGUGAAAUUCCUCCCGAACUAUGCCACCUGUCUUCCCUGCGAGCCUUAGAUGUUUCCAACAACGAUUUUGUCGGUGUGAUCCCGAGUUGUUUCAAGAACUUUACCUCCAUGGCAACAGAAGAGAGUGUUUACUUGCGCAAUAAUGAGACAACUUACUUCUAUUCUGGUUACCCAGAGAGUGCACAAUUGGCAAUUAAAGGAAAUGUAUACGAAUAUAACUGGAUUCUUGGACUUUUCUGCAGCAUUGACCUCUCAAACAACAAUUUUUCUGGCAAGAUCCCUCUUGAACUAACCAAUCUUUUGGGGUUGAAAUCUUUGAAUCUGUCCGGCAAUCAACUGGAGGAAUGA